AUUUUAUUAACAUUAUAUAUUUUUUAUUAAUUUAUUAUUUUGACGUUACAAAAUAUUGCUUUAGUUUUUUUUUUAAUUAAUUUUUUAAUAAUUUAGUUUCUUUUUAAGUAAUUUUAAAAUUAUUAAGAAUAUAAUAUAUUUAAAAUUAUUUAUUUAAAUAUAUCCAAAUAUGAUGUCUCAUUUUUUUGUGUGUUUGCGUUGAGCAUAUUAAUUUGUAGUUUGUAUAUUAAAUAACACCUUGUUGCGUAUCGUCCUAUGGUUUUAAUAAAUGUGUUGUCAUUUCUUUUUUAUUACUACUAACAUGAAUUUUUAGUGAUCACUGAUAAUUUAUUUUUAACGUUAAGUAUUAUAUUUGAUCGUAUAUUUUCUAACUCUUCAUGCUUACACUUUUUUCGAAUCAUUUUAAUUAGAUAAUAGGUUUAAAGAUGUAAAUAAAACUGUGUAUGUUCUAAAUUUAGACUUUUUAGUGUAAAUGAGCACUAUCAAUUAUGGAAAUUAUAUUAUGAUUUUAUUUUACUAAAUAUUUUUUUAUGUGUACAUUUUUUGUUUUAUUUUGUGUUUUUAUAAUUUUAUUGCAUUAUUCUUUAAUUGGAGAGAAUUGGUACUUCCAAUUUUUGUUUCAUAUACCUUAAAAGUCUUCGGUUGAUUUUUGUUUGUUUUAUUUCUCCAAUUACAAUGUAUAGUGCGAUAAUUUUUUUUUUUUGGAUCAAACUACUAAUAAAAAAGUUUAAACUCCAAGAAUGGAAUGAGUAUUUGUGCUAGAGAAGACUGAUUUAGCCACUAAUAUAGUGAAUAUUAUAAUAUUAAAAGGUAUGAAAACUCUUCUCUGUUGUCUUAUGCUGGACAUAAUUAAGUUGUUGUCAAUUGAUUAUAUAUUUAUGAUAACUGAAAAUACAUCUUUAUUUCUUCCUUACAUCAUCUUUAAUUGGUUUACGGUUCGACCAUUUCUAAUAUACUGAGAGUAACAUAAUAUUAGAUGUAGAUUAUCUCCUUCUAAUUAGGAAUGCACAGAAUGAGAGAAAUUCAAAGUGAGACCACUUUAAAUCCUCAACGUCAAUCAUUUACGUCGGUCAUGCCUUAGACCAUCUCCAAUGUAGGGGAUGAUUGGUUGGGGCUGUAGAUGCUCUGGACAGCCAAUAUUUAGUCUACAGCUAUAUAUCUCAACCAAUCGAGCUUUGCUUUCCUUAAAAAAUUCACAGCAAAAAAAUCUCUGCAAAAUCAAAAUAUGGCUGUAGAGAGCUUUAUUUCCAGAGCAAAAAAUUAGUGCUUUAGAAAUCUACAGCAAGGAAAGCUACAGCAAAUAAAUCUACAGAUUAAAUUCUACAGCAAAAAAUAUAAAGCUACAUCACUUACCAAUCACCCCCGUAUUUCUCUAUUUUUUUUCUCUAAAAUAGAGGAAUUUUAUAAUAGAGAUGGAUUUAUCUGCGAUGUAUUUUUCUAUUUUCUCUCAUAAAAAAGAAUAUUCUCGAUAUAUUCUUUUCUAAGUUUACAAAUAAUAGUUUUUAUUUGUGAAAGUUGAAAACCAGCCCAAUUUAUUUUAGUAUUUUAUAAAAUUAUGAUAUUAUUUACACUAAAUAUUUCUUUACAAACUAUUAUGUCAAUAAAAAAUAUAAUUAUAUUUAUAUAAAUAAUAUAUUUCACUAAAAGAUAUUUUUGGUUAUAAUUGUUUAAGGAAAAAGUUAAAGGAUCAUUUUGUAAAAACAAAUAGAGGAGAUGACAUGGCAAAAGUAUAGUUUUUCAUUGGCCGAUUAUUUUUGCAUACGUGGACACUCUAUCGGAGGCUUAUAUCCUCCAGUUUUAAUUAAAAUCUGUAAUAUUUAAAAUAGUAAGAAUCCGAAAAGCUGAAAUCUCAACUUCGAUCAUUUACGUCGGCCAUGCCUUAGACCAUCUCCAAUGUAUUCCUAUAUUUUUUUCUCUAAAAUUGAAGAAUUUCAUAAUAGAUAAGGAUUUGUCUCUCGUGUAUUUUUCUAUUUUCUCUCGUGAAAAGAAUAUUGUUGAUAUAUUCUUUUUCUAAGUUUACAAAUAAUAUUUUUUAUUUGUGAAAGUUGAAAACCAACCCAAUUUAUUUUAGUAUUUUAUAAAAUUAUGAUAUUAUUUACACUAAAUAUUUCUUUACAAAACUAUUAUGUAAAUAAAAAUAUAAUUAUAAAUAUAUAAAUAAUAUAUUUUCACAAAAAAUAUAUUUUUGGUUAUAAUUAUUUAAGUAAAAAGUUAAAAGAUCAUUUUGUAAAAACAAAUAGAGGAUGUGACAUGGCAAAAAUAUAGUUUCUCAUUGGCCGAUUAUUUUCGCCUACGUGGACAUUCUAUCUAAGGCUUAUAUCCUCCUUUUAUUACUUGUUUGAUAUUUAAUACUUAAUUUUUAAUAUAUUAUGUAUUAUGUUUUUCAAUGUUAUGUUUUUUGCAUAAUUCAACCCCUGUUAUACUAUGAUUAGUUACUUCUUCACCUUUACUUCUCUGUUAUCAAUAAUACACCCCCAAACCACUGUAAGUAUGUGAGAUCUUUUUGACAAUCGACAAAUUUUAGUCAUUUUCUAACAGAAACAAAUUUAUUUGAACAUGUCCAAAAGUAAAUUAACGAUGUUGACAACUGGAAUUAUCGGGGUUUUAGUUAUGAUUUUUGGGAAAAAAAAGAGAGAAAGAAGUGAGAAAUUCGCAUGAUAAAAGAAAGUAUAUAACAAAUGCAAUACAUGUUGCCACUUCUCAUGAUAUCAGAAAAUGAAUUCAUGCACGUGGACCUUGUUAUUACGGUUUUCCAAAAUGGAAAUUUUUUAAGAAUCUGGCCCAACUGCAAAGUGACGGAGACAUCAGUUUUGCAAACGAAACCGGUUAACGGGCUGGGCUGCAUUUACGAUUUCUUGGUCUGGGUUGCCAGUGACGUGGCAGAAUGAAUGGCUGAGAAUAUUUUGCCUAUGUGGCAUCCUUUAUAACAUCCAAAAUUAGUCCCUAUUAUAUAGUGGGAUUUACCUACUACUAGUAUUCUGCAUUUAUUAAUCGGAUUCUACUUGUUUUCAAAGCAAAUUAGCCAGUCUGAUAAAGAAUAGCUGUAAUCGAUGGUGAUAAAAGAUUAAUCCUCAUAAGCAUAUUCACGCCACACACGAAAAAAAAUAAAAAGUGUAUUUCUCUAGUAUAUAUAUAUAUAUCAUUUAUAAACAUAUUUUAUACAUGUACAUGUAUAUACUUAUACAUUUGAUUAGUACAAAUACAAAUUAAAGAAUAUAUAUAUUUGUACGAGUAGAUACAAUAUUGAUUGGAAAAUUUUAGCCAAAAAGAAGAAGACAAGAAUUUGAUUGGGAAAUGAAAUCAACUGUUAAAGAAAAAGUAGACUAGACAGUGUUAAAGUUAAAUAAGGUGUGCGAAUGGAAAAUUGAUUCAUAACAUAUAAUACCACAAACAAUUCAAUAUGGAAUCUGUAAGAUUAUUUGCUCACAAGAAAUAACAUUUUCUAGAGGGAAAUUUAUUUUUAGAUGUAUAUAUAGAUUGAGAUUUAUAACAAGAAACUGUUAUAAUAAUUGCCGAUACAAUAAAGUAGUUAUCAUAUAUUUCUGUGACCAGCAUUGUAUAUUAAAUUGAAUACAAAUAAUGGUGGCACUAAUCCAUAGAAAGCAGAGUCUCUCACUCUCUCUCAUCUCUCUAUCUCAAAGAAUAAGAAAGAAAGAGAGAGAUAUAAACCCUAAACAUCGUGCCCUUGAAGCUAAGAUAUCUUCAGUUUUGUAGAAACUCAUUGUGCUUGCGUAUUUGCCUUCUCUCUUUCAUUGUCUUCUACCUCUUGCCCCUUACAGAAGCAAUACUUUCCGGCCUCCAAGGUUCGUUUUCUUUCCCCUUCCAUCAUAUAUCUUUCAUUGUUGUCAUCAUCAUCAUUUUCAUAUACAUAUAUAUACACGCACUCACUAGUACGUAUAUAUGUGUAGUUUUCACUUCAAGUAUCUCUCUAUUUUCACUUCUUUUCUUUGAUUACUCAAAAACAUGACUAAGUCUAUAUCAUCAGAACUUUCUCGUUCAAGAAGAGAGACUGUUCGGUUUUCAACAAACGUCAUGUUUCUUUUGGGAUAUUCAAGUUACUUUCGUGCAUACCUAUGUAAGAAUGAUUCGGCUUCUGUUAAUGGAAAAAGUUGCUUGUUCUUUAUGAAUAUGUGCAUGCAUGAUGGACUAGGGUUUUCUUGUUUCUUAGAUCUGAAAAAUGCACGCCUUGACAACUUCUUAGACUGGUUGGUGACAAACCCAUUCUUUCUUCAUCUAUUUUUGCUUACAUUUGAUGUAUUUUUUGUUACUGCAGGUUAUAUACAAUUGAUUAGGGAAAAGGACUAAAGGGAAGUAUUUGAUUUGCUUAAAGAAGAGAACCAGAUAAUGGAGAUAGGCUCGUCGUCCACGGUGGCCGGAGGAGGACAGCUCUCAGUGCCUCCUGGUUUCCGUUUUCAUCCAACCGAGGAGGAGCUUCUAUAUUAUUACCUCAAGAAGAAGGUUUCUUAUGAACCAACUGAUUUAGAUGUGAUUAGAGAAGUUGAUCUCAACAAGCUUGAACCUUGGGAACUUAAAGAGAAAUGCCGGAUCGGGUCCGGUCCUCAAAAUGAGUGGUAUUUCUUUAGCCACAAAGACAAAAAGUAUCCGACUGGGAUCCGAACCAACCGGGCUACUGCAGCCGGGUUUUGGAAGGCUACUGGUAGAGACAAAUCCAUACAUCUAAACAGCUCCAAGAAGAUUGGACUUCGUAAGACUCUUGUCUUCUACACUGGUCGUGUUCCUCAUGGCCACAAAACUGAAUGGAUCAUGCAUGAAUAUCGCCUAGAUGAUAACGAAAACGAAAUACAGGAAGAUGGAUGGGUUGUAUGCAGAGUGUUCAAGAAGAAGAAUCAUUUCAGAGGAUUUCACCAAGAACAAGAUCAAGAUCAUCAUCAUGAUCACCAAUACAUAAGCACCAACAAUGAUGAUCAUCAGCAGCAGCAUCACAAUGAGUCCAAUCCAAACAAUCAUUCUUCUUUGAUCUCACAUUCUCUGGAUCAUCAUCAGAAUCAUCAUCACAUGGGAAGACAGAUCCACAUGCCGUUACAUGAGUUUGCAAACACUUUAAGCCAUGGGUCAAUGCAUCUCCCUCAGCUCUUUAGCCCUGACUCGGCCCAACCGUUUGUGUCGUCAAUCAACACAACAGACAUUGAAUGCUCACAGAAUCUACUGAGGCUGACUUCUAACAACAACUAUGGUGGAGACUGGUCGUUUCUUGACAAGCUUCUUACUACAACCAACAUGAAUCACCAACAGCAACAGCAAGUGCAGAACCAUCAAGCAAAAUGUUUUGGUGAUUCGAGUAACAACGACCAGGCUGUUACUCAUGACAAUGGUGGUUCUUCUUCAUCUCCAAAUAAUCAAAGGUUCCCGUUUCACUAUCUGGGAAACAAUGCUAAUCUUCUCAAGUUCCCAAAGUAAACUAAUCAAGUUUGAUCAGUCUCAUGUUUUAAAUUUUACUCUCUUCUUUAAGCUGUGGAAGUACCUGCUGUUUUUGAAAUAUGUUUUUGUUUUUUCUAUAAUUAUGUCUUUCAUUAUUGAUCUCCUGUUCUGUCUCUCCGAGGAUUAGUACCGCGUCAUCAGACUCAUCACAAAAGUACAUGUUCAAUACUUUUUUGCACCAUCACAAAAAUAGUUUCCACUA
Molecule: messenger RNA, 5641 nt
Organism: Brassica rapa (field mustard)
Lineage: Eukaryota; Viridiplantae; Streptophyta; Magnoliopsida; Brassicales; Brassicaceae
Product: protein SOMBRERO
Biological process (GO): regulation of DNA-templated transcription
Molecular function (GO): DNA binding
Source: RefSeq, a predicted model, not a curated record